This is a messenger RNA of Lecanosticta acicola, 1296 nucleotides long. Lineage: Eukaryota; Fungi; Ascomycota; Dothideomycetes; Mycosphaerellales; Mycosphaerellaceae. The record is from the annotation of a GenBank genome assembly.
AUGAACAAACGCCCAUACGACGGAAGCGGCGACCGCCAGCUGCACAAAAAGCAUAGGAACAAUGGCACCCACGAUCAGCGUGGUCAUCACCGUCAGCAGGUACGAAAGCACUUCACACAAAUGGCUAAAGCCCUAUCCAAAUCUGAGCAUGAAAUGGAAAAUGAUUGAUCGUUCGUUCAGGAUCAUCGCGAUCAGCGCCGCCACGAUGACAACCACCAACGCGCCCCGCCUACCUCAGCACCACCUCCGCCGCAAUCUCAAAUCUCCUUCGACGGCGCUCUCGGAAAGCUGCCAGCGUCCACCGCUCCACUGACUGCUGUGCCGGGCUACGUGCCAUUCACUGUACCCAAACACUUGCCUGCAGCACCAGAUAUUCUCGAUCCAAAGCUCCAAAACGCUGCCUUCACCCAUGUCUCUUCCCUCGUCAACAACCGAAGGAACGAAACGACUGAGCACGUCAGCUAUGAACGCCUCGAAUUCCUCGGAGAUGCCUACCUCGAACUGUUCGCCAGCCGCUUGAUCAUGGAUCGCGUGGGCCACCUAGGAGCCGGUCCAAUGUCACAGCUUCGCGAACUUCUCGUAAAGAAUGAGACUCUUGCAGAGUAUGCUCGAAUGUACGAAUUCGAGAAACGAGUAAGCGCGAGUCUUCACGAUGUCAUGCGCAUGCAGAAAGGAUUAAAGGCAGAACUCAAGGGCAACAAGGGAUUCAAUAAGAUUCUUGGAGAUGUUUUCGAGGCAUACGUCGCUGCUGUCGUGAUGUCGGAUCCGGAGAAUGGCUUCGCGGUUGCAGAGAAGUGGCUCACGACUCUCUGGGCUCCGAAGCUGGUCACUGCGCUGGAAGGAGACAAGCUCUGGGAUCCCAACAGCUUGGUCCACGCACAAGACGGUGAUCCGAAGCGGAGAUACGACCCCGAAGCUAAGAAUACGUUGCAGAGACGCGUGGGCAAUGGAACAAACGGCGUCAAAGUGGAAUACGAGCAGUACGCUCCGAUGCAAGAAUUGAAGGGAGACAAGAAGGGCCAGAACCGCUUCUUCAUUGCAGUUUACCUCACGGGCCACGGGUACCACAAGCAUCUGCUUGGCAAGGGUGAGGGUAAGAGCAAGGUGGAAGCCGGGAUUUGGGCCGCAAUGGAGGCGAUGCAUGGCGAUUCGAAGGACGUGGUGGAUGCGUGCGAGCAGAAGGUCCAACAGGGCAAGGCAGCACGAGCGGCGGCAGCCCAAGAGGCGAGGAGCAAGGAACAGCUUGGCAAACAAGAGAAGACGAAUGAUGGUGGUGAGCCGGAAAAGGCUGAUUAG